Vigna unguiculata (cowpea) is the source of this 1094-nucleotide messenger RNA. RefSeq names its product protein RGF1 INDUCIBLE TRANSCRIPTION FACTOR 1-like. Gene Ontology annotation, molecular function: zinc ion binding. Lineage: Eukaryota; Viridiplantae; Streptophyta; Magnoliopsida; Fabales; Fabaceae. The record is from RefSeq and is a predicted model, not a curated record.
UAUCUAACUUUUUAAAAUUCUAAAAGCCACAAUACCCUUUUUCCUUAUUAUUUCAAUCCCUUCAUAUUCACAUUCACAGUGAUAGAAAGAGAGAGAAAGGUCUCUGUUUCUUCACUUGUUCACAAGCCGCAACUGCUACUGUGUAACCAAUCUGAAGCCGACGAGAUGGGGGGCGAGAAUCUUUCACCCAAGGAAAGGAGUAGAGAUUGGGUUGGAGUUCUUAUGAACAGCACCUUUGGUUAUUGUGAUUACCACCAUGACCUUCGAUCUAAUGAGAAGAACGUGUUCUGCGUCGACUGUGCACUUAGGAUGUGUAGGCACUGUAAGGAAGCUCAUUCCCUACAUAGAAGGUUUCAGAUUUACAAAUAUUCCUAUCAGGAUGUCUUCCGCCAUGCCGAACUGCAGAAGUAUUUUGACUGCUCUAAAAUUCAGACUUAUAUAUCCAAUAAUGAAAGGAUUGUGCACCUCAAACCUCGGCCUUCAAUCAACAACAAAUCUAAAUCUGAUCUAAGUCCUGAGUCUAAAUCCAAAGAACCAAGCAUAAGACCGAAAACUGGAGGCAAGUGUGAAGAAUGUGGAAAACACUUGCAAGAUGAACGUAACCGUUUCUGCUCCAUUACAUGCAAGAUCGCAGUGCUUCCAGUGGAGACUGAAAACCAAAGUGGUAGAAGCAUGCUCACUCCAAAAUCUGAAGGCAUUGACUUCACAAUGAAUGAUAAUCAUAAUUCAGAACCUGAGUCAUCUAUCUCUGAAGCUGAGCCAUAUGGGUGGGUUGAAGUGGUGAAUUUCAGAAAGCGUCCAAGGAAAAGUACGCCUCAGAGGCCAGUCUUCGUUUUCACUUCAUAGAAGAUAUCACUACUCUUGUGGUUUUCUUCAUUUCUUCUCCUAUUUGUUUUUAAUUUUCCAUUUUUGAAGAAUAAUAUUUCUUGAACAUUUGAGGGAAGCUCAACCCCGUUGUGCCCCAUAUUGGGAUUAAAGUAUAUAACAUGGGAGUUUGAGGUUCAGUUGCCAUUAGCAAAGUAACUAGCCCAGCUUGUACAGGACAAGGGUAAUAUUCUACUAACACUCUUCGGAAUACUACUACUUUCUGCAGA